This is a messenger RNA of Osmerus eperlanus (European smelt), 969 nucleotides long. Its product is annotated as olfactory receptor 5J3-like. The record is from RefSeq and is a predicted model, not a curated record. Gene Ontology annotation, biological process: G protein-coupled receptor signaling pathway; detection of chemical stimulus involved in sensory perception of smell. Gene Ontology annotation, cellular component: plasma membrane. Gene Ontology annotation, molecular function: olfactory receptor activity; G protein-coupled receptor activity. NCBI's taxonomy places the organism in Eukaryota, Metazoa, Chordata, Actinopteri, Osmeriformes, Osmeridae. The coding region runs from base 1 to 969 and encodes 322 amino acids. The transcript has 3 exons.
AUGAACAGCACCCAGGUCCCGGUCGCUUACUUCAUCAUCCAGGGUCUGGACAGUCUGGGAGACAUACAGACCGCCCUGUUUGUCAUUUUCCUGGUGGCCUACAUCAUCAUCCUCGGAGGCAACAGCAUGAUCAUCUUCCUGGUGCGGACCGACCCUAAACUCAGCUCCCCCAUGUACUUCUUCCUGCACAACCUGUCCUUCGUGGACAUGGUCUACACCUCCAUAACCUUCCCCAGCUUGCUGUCGGGGUUCCUGACUGAAAACAAAACCAUCUCUGUCCCCGCCUGCUUCCUGCAGAUGUACUUCUACAUUCAGAUGGGCGUGACCGGCCGCGCUCUGUUGACCGUCAUGGCGUACGACCGCUACGUGGCGAUCUGCGACCCACUACGCUACACCGCCACCAUGACGAGCACCGUACGCGUCCUCCUCGUCCUCGGGGCGUGGACGUUUGCUGCCGGCUGCACCCUCCCCGCUGUGACCAUGGCAACCCAGAGGUUCUACUGCGGUCCCAACGUGGUGUUCCACUUGUGGUGCGACCCGUCGUCCGUCCGGGUGCUGGUGUGUGGAAACACGAGUGUGGACAGCCUUGUGUCUCUGAGUUCGGCCCUGGUGGCUCUGAUCGGGACUGGGGUGCUCAUCCUCGCGUCUUACGUCCUGAUCGGAGUGGCGGUGACCAGGAUGGCUGCCUCUCAGCGAUGGAAGGCGUUCACCACCUGUGCUGCUCACCUGACGGUGGUGCUCCUCUCCUACACCACAGCCUUCUUUGUCUACAUCUCCUACCGCGUGGGGAACUUCUCACCAGAGGUGCGAAUGAUUGUGGCCAUGAUUUACUCAGCUCUGACGCCUUUCCUGAACCCCAUCAUCUACAGCCUGAGGAACAAAGAGCUGAGAGAUGCUGUCAGGAGAUCCUUGUGCAGACUCAGAACUGUCACACCGAAGAGCAUCAGAACUGUCAACACCCUCUCCUGA